Messenger RNA from Galendromus occidentalis (western predatory mite), 417 nucleotides. RefSeq names its product B9 domain-containing protein 2-like. Gene Ontology annotation, biological process: cilium assembly. Gene Ontology annotation, cellular component: MKS complex. The transcript is spliced from 2 exons. The coding region runs from base 1 to 417 and encodes 138 amino acids. NCBI's taxonomy places the organism in Eukaryota, Metazoa, Arthropoda, Arachnida, Mesostigmata, Phytoseiidae. The record is from RefSeq and is a predicted model, not a curated record.
AUGGCAGAACUCCAUUUAAUUGGUCAGAUAGAGUCAUUCGAAGUUCAAGAAACUGGUAGAGGUUCUGCGUCCUUCUACUGUGACUAUAGAUUAGUGUUCGACUGGCCCCGCAUCGUUUUCGAAGUUUGGAAAACCGAUUCCCUGAACCGGUCCGAAAUUUUCGGCUACGGGGUUGCCCACCUGCCCUGCAAGGCUGGUUUCCAUAAUCUGACGGUGCCCGUGUGGCGGCCUGUCGGCUGCAAUGCUGAAGAAGUUCAAAGACAAUUCUUGGGUGGAGGAUAUGAAAUAACAAACUUCGACGCUCUGGCUGCCGGUACCGAGCGAUACAAACUCCUGACGUCUGGCACGGGCGUUAUCCGUCUGGGAAUCUCGAUAAUCUUGAGGAAUUUGAGCAAGUUCGGAGUGCGCACAAGCUGA